Molecule: messenger RNA, 2334 nt
Organism: Gastrolobium bilobum
Lineage: Eukaryota; Viridiplantae; Streptophyta; Magnoliopsida; Fabales; Fabaceae
Product: cation/H(+) antiporter 4-like
Exons: 3
Coding region: 1-2334 (777 amino acids)
Biological process (GO): regulation of pH; proton transmembrane transport
Cellular component (GO): membrane; endomembrane system
Molecular function (GO): antiporter activity
Source: RefSeq, a predicted model, not a curated record
AUGAAUUUAAUAGCAAAUGAGUCUAUAUUCGGGUCAGUUACACAAAUCAAUGAAACCCUAUACACAGUUUGUUCUGCUGCUCCACCCAAUAUUGUUUCAGAUGGCUUAUGGGGUGGCCAAAUUAAUGGCAGGGUCCCAAUGAAGUCUUCGUUCCCCUUAUUUGAAUUGCAAAUGCUUGUAAUUUUUGCUGUCACCCAAAUCUGCCAAUUCUUCCUAAAGUAUUUGAACUUCCCUCUAUUUAUUUCACAAAUGAUGGCUGGGCUAAUUCUGGGGCCUUCUAUUCAGCACGAGACACUGGACAAAUACAAGAAGAUGUUGUUUCCGUUUGGAAGUCAAGACACACUUGCAACAAUAACAUCAAUUGGUUAUGCACUUUUCCAUUUUACAAACGCUGUACAAAUGGAUAUGUCCAUGAUAACCAAGACAGGACGCAGGGCAUGGAGCGUUGCAAUCAUUGGAUUUUUGGCACCGUUAAUUGUUUGUUUUCCAAUUGCAGAAAAAAUGAUUCCAUACUUAAGGGAUCAAAUUGGAGAACAAGCCGUGGAUGUUCCUGUUGUUGUGGUAGCACAUACUGGAGUUAAGUUUGCAGUCAUUGCUUCUCUCCUCAACGAACUUAAAAUCUUAAACUCUGGAAUUGGGAGAUUGGCAUUAUCCUCUGCAUUGGUGACUGACAUAUUGAGCAUAAUUAUGGGAAUUAUUAGCACUCUCAUAGUGAAGAAAGCUGGACCAAUAGAAAUAUUAGUACAGGUGAUGCCAGUGAUUGCAUUCUGUAUCAUUGUUCCAUUAGUUUGUAGGCCAGCAAUGUUUUGGAUCAUAAAAAAUACUCCAGAAGGAAGACCUGUGGCUGAUGGUUACAUAUAUGUUAUCAUCAUAAUGGUCUUUGCUUUAGGUUGGGUUGCAGUUCAAAUAAAUCAAGGUUUCGAAUUAGCAGCUUUUCUCUUGGGGUUGGCUGUGCCAGAAGGACCUCCAUUAGGAUCUGCAUUGGUUAAGAAGCUUCAAUUCUUUGGUACAAGUUUGUUUCUGCCAAUAUUUGUGACUUGCGGUGUGUUGAAGGCAGAUUUUUCCUUGGUGUAUUCAUCAAAAUCAAUAAUGAUUAUUGGUUUCUUCAUUGCUCUUACCUACCUCAUCAAAAUAAUAGCAUGUGUUUUACCUGCCCUAUACAGCAAGAUGCCCUUGAAAGAUGCCUUGGCUCUUGGCUUCAUUAUGAGCAGCAAAGGCGUGGUGGAAGUUGGCAUCUUCAGUAGCAUGUAUGACGAAAAGGUUAUUAAUGGCCAAACUUAUGGAAUGAUGAUAAUCAUCAUAAUGAUCAUAGGCAUCAUAGUGAAAUGGUCUGUGAAAUGUUUGUACGAUCCAUCAAGAAAAUAUGCUGGCUACCGAAAAAGGAAUAUCACGAGUUUAAAACCGGACUCAGAGCUGAGAAUACUUGCUUGUGUUCAUAAAAACUUUCAUAUAAAUGCUAUAAGAGAUGCUCUUGACAUUUGUUGUCCAACAACAGAAUACCCUAUAAUUGUGGAUGCAUUGCAUCUGAUAGAGCUAAUUGGAAGGACUUCUCCCAUUUUCAUUUCCCAUCGUAAUCAAAAAAAUAUUUCAGAUUCCCAAAGGUCUUACUCAGAUGAUCUCAUUCUUGCUUUUAACCUCUACGAACAUGACAAUAUAGGUGCAGUAACUGCACACACUUACACAGCCAUAUCUCCACCAACCUUGAUGUCUGAAGAUGUUUGUCAGCUUGCAUUGGACAAAGUUGCAUCCCUUAUAAUUCUUCCAUUCCAUCAAAGAUGGUCUAAAGAUGGUGGUAUUGAAUCUGAUGACAAGAACAUAAGGUCCUUAAAUUGUAAGGUCAUAGAAAUGGCUCCAUGCUCAGUUGGAAUCCUUGUGAGCCGUUCUUCCUUUAACAGUGACUCAUAUAUUCGGUUAGCCAUGAUAUUCUUGGGUGGAAAAGAUGACAGAGAGGCUUUGUGCUUAGCCAAACGAGCAAUAAGGAACACAAGGAUAAACUUAGUUGUGUACCACCUUGCUAUUGAAGAUUUCUUAAUAGACUUGGAUUACAUAAAAGAUACACAUGCGCUAGAAGGGAUUUCUGGCUUGGAAAGAGUAAGUUAUAUAAAAGUGAUGGUAAAUAAUGGACCAGAGACUUCUGCUGCUCUACGUGAUAUAGCAAAUGAACAUGACUUUUUCAUAGUUGGGAGAAGACAUCAAUCAGGCUUGACGCAGAUAAAAGGACUUUCAGAUUGGAGUGAAUUUCCAGAGUUAGGUGUCAUUGGUGAUGUGCUUGCUUCAACAGAUUUUCAGAGUCGUGCAUGUGUUUUAGUAGUUCAGCAUCAAGGCAAAGACUAG